AUGAAAAAUAUACAAUUCUAUAUACCCCCUCUCAGUCUAGGGGAUGAUAUCAAUAAAAUUAGACUGGAUUUUACAGCGUGUUACACUGUAUUUUAUCCAGACAAAAAUGCAAUAUCUUCAUGGAAAAAAUAUGAUAUUCUUAAAGGUAAUGAUUUAAAUUUAAAAUUAACAACACUUUGGAAGAAUAAACAUCUAAAUCAUGAUUUUAUUAACAAACUAGGCCAAUUUAUUUCAUCAGCAGAGCUAUGGAAACAAUUAUAUCUUCGCCCCAUUAUUCUUCAAUCAAUUGACAAAGAAAAUGAUAUUACGCUAAACCUUUUACCAUCUGAAUCAUAUCCUAUAUUACAUUAUCCUAAAAGUAUUGCGGAAAAAACAUCUGAACAUUUAAAUAUCGUUUCUAGAUCUCUUGAUCGUAUUUCGAAAAGAUCUAUAUGCACUAGCUUACAAGGAAAACUUCAUUCAUUAAAAAAAAUCUCAUCACAAGAUUCAUGUUUUUUGACGCAAGAAUUAUGGAACACUGUCAAAAAAACAAUUCUUGUCAGAAAGACUAUUACAGAAUUUAAAUCGGCACUGAAUCCUGUUUAUUCAUCAAAAUCAUUACAAAAAAAUACGGAUAUUAAGCAUAAUACAGAUUUAUCAUUUUUUUCAAUAAAUAAUAAUGAUAGUAUAUCAUAUGAUAAUUUCUUAGAAACGAAAUUGUUACCAAUAUAUUCAAACAGUGAAGUUAAUUCUCAAAAUUUACUAUCAUAUCCUACAAUAAUUAAACAAAAAGAAAAUAGUCCAAAAACAUACGAUUCAUCAUGUAACCAAUUCUAUUGCAAAAAAAAUACAAAUAAAAGUAUAAGUAAUAAAAUCGAAACUAUUAUUUUAUCAGAUUCAUAA
This is a messenger RNA of Pneumocystis murina B123, 882 nucleotides long. RefSeq lists its product as hypothetical. The coding region runs from base 1 to 882 and encodes 293 amino acids. The record is from RefSeq and is a predicted model, not a curated record. The transcript has 8 exons. NCBI's taxonomy places the organism in Eukaryota, Fungi, Ascomycota, Pneumocystomycetes, Pneumocystales, Pneumocystaceae.